AUGUUGGUUGUAGGUUUGGGACAAUUAUCAACUCCAUAUGGUGUGGAACAAGGUGGCUGGGCAUAUUCCUCAACCUUACUCAUAGGGCUUGGAAUCAUGUGCACUUAUACUUCUCACAUCCUCGGCAAAUGCCUUCGCAGAUAUCCGACGAAGCUAAGAAGCUACGCGGACAUCGGCGGCCAAGCAUUUGGAUCGAAAGGAAGGAUACUAGUCUCUACCUUCAUAUACAUGGAGAUCUUUAUGGCUCUAAUUUCCUACACUAUUUCGCUACACGACAAUUUGAUAACUGUUUUUUUAGGAACUAUUUUGAAACUUAACCUGGCGAAGUUGUCAACUUCGCAAUUACUAACUAUUGUGGCUGUGUUCAUUGCUCUCCCUACAAUGUGGAUAAGAGACCUUUCUUCCAUUUCGUUUCUUUCCACCCUUGGGAUUCUCAUGUCCGUCGUCAUUUUCGUGUCGCUGGCGGCCGCCGCCGUUUUCGGAGGUGUUCUGACUAAUCAUAGCAUACCGGUUUUUCAGAUGCAUAAUAUUCCUUCAAUUUCUGGGCUUUUUCUUUUCAGCUAUGGAGGACACAUUGUUUUCCCUAAUAUAUAUAAAGCUAUGAAAGACCCUUCAAAGUUUAAGAAACUUUUCUUGGUAUCCAUUGUGAGCUUCACAAUUGUGACAGCACUAUAUAUGAUAAUUGGGUUCCUAGGUGCAAAGAUGUUUGGGCCUAAUGUUAACUCUCAAUUCACUCUAAGCAUGCCACCAAAGCAAAUCAUUACAAAGAUUGCUCUAUGGGCUACAGUGUUAACCCCCAUGACCAAAUAUGCCCUUGAAUUUGCACCUUUUGCAAUACACUUAGAGCAUAGGCUUCCAAGUUCAAUGAGUGGAAGGACAAAAAUGGUAAUUAGGGGUUGUGCUGGUUCAAUCUUCCUUUUGAUCAUUCUUGCACUUGCUCUUUCAGUCCCAUAUUUUGAGCAUGUACUUAGCCUCACUGGAUCUCUAGUUAGUGCAGCAGUUUGUUUGAUUUUGCCAUGUUCUUUCUAUCUCAAAAUCUUUUGGGGUCAAAUUGCAAAGCCCCUUUUGCUCCUAAACUUUUUCCUCAUCAUAUUAGGGUUCUUUCUUGGGGUCAUGGGUACUAUUUCCUCAUCAAGAUCAUUGGUGGAGAGUUUUCAAGCACAUCAUUCUAGCUGAAGGAAGGAUUUUAUUAUGAAACUAUAUAAGGAGAUGUCUUGUUUCUAUUUUUAUUUUCAGUGUUUUUGUUUUAAGGAUCUUUUGACAAAAAAAAGGUCAAAAUAAAAUUAAUAGAUUCUCAUUUUCUUGUUUUA
Arachis duranensis is the source of this 1310-nucleotide messenger RNA. Its product is annotated as amino acid transporter AVT1H. The record is from RefSeq and is a predicted model, not a curated record. Gene Ontology annotation, molecular function: amino acid transmembrane transporter activity. NCBI's taxonomy places the organism in Eukaryota, Viridiplantae, Streptophyta, Magnoliopsida, Fabales, Fabaceae. Gene Ontology annotation, biological process: amino acid transmembrane transport. Gene Ontology annotation, cellular component: vacuolar membrane. Bases 1 to 1176 code for a protein of 391 amino acids. The transcript is spliced from 2 exons.